AUGACUUCUCAUUCACGAGAUUACAACGCCCGGUCUAUAGACUUGGGAAGUCUUAAGAAGCCGGAACCUUUACAAUUCAAAAUGACGGAUUUUCGUCGUGAUCUACAAAUACGGAGUAAACGGGAACAGCACGCGCGAAAGGAAAGAUUAAGGAGCCUGUCGGAAGCAAAACACCUGUCAAAAAAUGCUGUGACGAUCGACACGUCUCGUGGUAGAUCCAACAUUGAGGUCCUCAGGCUGUGUAUAAAGGAACUCGGAUUCAGAGAGUUCCCAUUUGGUCGUCGUGAAAAUUUGACAUGUGACAUACAUUGGCAUGCCUGCAACUUUGAUGAAAACCCAGAAGUCUACAAUGGUGCUGUCAACAAGUUUCCAGGAAUGGGAGACAUCUGUAGCAAAAUGUCUUUGUUCCGAAGUUUAGACACGAUGAAGGAGCUGUUUCCAGCUGAAUAUGACUUUUACCCUCGGACGUGGUACCUACCUGCUCAAUAUCUGGAGUUUAGCGCAGAGCUGCGUAAACUCCAUGAAAAGAGAGUGAAACCCAAGCCAACUUUCAUUGUUAAGCCUGACACGGGAUCACAAGGUGACGGAAUAUAUCUUAUGCGAGACCCACAUGAAUACAACCCGAAUAACGGUAAAUCCCAUGUAGUGCAGGAGUAUUUGAGCAAUGUGUACCUCAUCAAUAAUUACAAAUUUGACCUAAGGGUUUAUGUGGUGCUCAAGUCCCUGGAGCCCCUACAGAUCUACAUCUGUAAGGAAGGACUCGCCAGGUUCUCUACAGUGCAAUAUGAAACCCCCACAAAGGGAAACAUUCACGAAACUUUCAUGCAUUUGACAAAUUAUUCCUUAAACAAACGUAGUGCCACAUUUAAUCGUUCAGAGCGAGAGGAUGACGGGAGCAAACGAACAUUAACUAGUGUGCUGCGACGUAUCGGAAUCAACGGUCAUGAUACAGAUAAAGUUUGGACCAACAUUGAAAAGUGUGUGUGUAAAACUGUUAUUGCCAUACUGCCAGAGCUUAAAGUAGAGUAUCAGGCCACCAUCCCACCCAACAAACCAGGACCUCGCUGCUUUCAGAUCCUUGGGUUUGACAUCCUACUACUUGAUAACCUAAAGCCAAUCCUACUGGAGGUGAACGCUAGUCCCAGUCUCAGUAUUGAUGGCGAGCAGGAAGUGUCACCAGGUGUGUUUGAGUAUGUUACAUGUGCGCUGGAUGAAAUGGUGAAGCGACCCCUUGUGAGAGACGCUCUUUUGUUGAUGUCACCUGUCAACAAGCUUAAGUCUGGAUUCAUGAACAAAAGACGAAGGCGGAAGAGAAAGAAGGGAGGCCACUCUAAUGGGAAUGGCUGCCCUGAGCCUGUACAGCACCAGAGGACGCACAUCCUGAUAAUUAAAGCAGACGAGUCUGAUGAGGAGAAACGAGAGGUAGACGUCACUCAGCAGAUGUCGGAACUCAACAAUGAACUGGAUUUCACCAGGCAUGAGAAAGAAGAAGAAGAUUUCCUGGACAGCCACACAGAAGACGAAAAUCUAAAUGACGAUGAAAAAUUUGUGAAAAUUUUGGAAAAGUUAGCAAAAGAGAGCUGCCUGAAGCAGUUGUACCCUGCCAUCUACGAUGAGGCAUUUGAACGACUGAGGAUUCUUGAGCGAGUUGCCAAUCUUUUCAUCAGUUUUCUAGGGGUCAGGGGGUCACUAAGGAUUGGUCCUACAGGUUUUCGUACCUUUGCAAGGAAGUGUCGACUGUGUAGGCGGGGCAUCACCAACGCAGCAGUGGAUAUUAUGUACAUAGACAUGCAGCGACGCUGGGACCACAUGAACCCUGAUAGGACAUCUGCCAUGUCAGAGAAAAAGUCCAAGAGUACAGUAGGAUUAUGUUUCCAAGGAUUUCUUGACUCGUGUCUGGAAAUUGCACGAAGGAAAUUUCCUGGUCCAUCAAAGAUAGAAAUGCUUGAAACACUGGUUGACUUUUGUGAAAAUAGUUUAAGUCAUCAUGAUGAUGAUGGUAAAAUGCCUAACCUUCCCAAACUUCACUUCCGGCGCCUUGGCCUGGCGUAUCGUCCAGCUGGUUUUCAGGUGCAUCGCAGGUCAACAGACUGUAUGACUGAGGAGACAGUGCAGGAACUGUACUCUGCUGAGAGUCACUCAUCACAUCACCCAUCUGAAGAGAUUGAAAACUUUCUGCGUCAACGAAGAAAAAAUGCUUACCAGCCUACAUUGAUGAGAUACAUGACCCGCGUCUCCCUUGUACAGUCACCAGAAUAA
Messenger RNA from Ylistrum balloti, 2259 nucleotides. RefSeq names its product tubulin polyglutamylase TTLL11-like. Gene Ontology annotation, molecular function: tubulin binding; tubulin-glutamic acid ligase activity. The coding region runs from base 1 to 2259 and encodes 752 amino acids. Gene Ontology annotation, cellular component: cilium. Lineage: Eukaryota; Metazoa; Mollusca; Bivalvia; Pectinida; Pectinidae. Gene Ontology annotation, biological process: microtubule cytoskeleton organization; protein polyglutamylation. The record is from RefSeq and is a predicted model, not a curated record. The transcript has 9 exons.